Triplophysa dalaica is the source of this 4884-nucleotide messenger RNA. It is a transcript of the gene naa25, whose product is annotated as N-alpha-acetyltransferase 25, NatB auxiliary subunit. Gene Ontology annotation, cellular component: NatB complex; cytoplasm. The coding region runs from base 113 to 3007 and encodes 964 amino acids. Gene Ontology annotation, molecular function: protein binding; protein-N-terminal amino-acid acetyltransferase activity. Lineage: Eukaryota; Metazoa; Chordata; Actinopteri; Cypriniformes; Nemacheilidae. Gene Ontology annotation, biological process: N-terminal peptidyl-methionine acetylation. The transcript has 25 exons. The record is from RefSeq and is a predicted model, not a curated record.
UGUGCAAGACCCUAACGACAGGAGACUACGACCUAUUUACGUGUGCAGAAAAAUGAAAUUAAAUGAACAUCAUCACUGAGUAAUUUGCCUAUAAUGAUGGAUAAAUUACCACAUGAAAAUCUACAUGACUGCAUGUAAUUACCUGGACAAUGGCAAUAACAAGAUGGCAAUCCAGCAGGCCGACAAACUGCUCAAGAAGCACAAAGAUCUUCACUGCGCAAAGGUCCUGAAGGCCAUCGGUCUGCAGCGCACGGGCAAACAGGAUGAAGCAUUCACCCUGGCCCAGGAGGUGGCUGUUCUCGAACCCACCGACGACAACUCCCUGCAGGCACUCACCAUCCUCUACAGAGAAAUGCAUCGCCCCGAGUUAGUGACCAAGCUAUAUGAAGCGGCCGUCAGGAAGGUUCCAACAAGUGAAGACUAUCACUCUCAUCUCUUCAUGGCGUACGCUCGGGUCGGAGAAUACAAGAAGAUGCAGCAGGCUGGAAUGGCGCUGUAUAAGAUUGUUCCUAAAAACCCGUAUUACUUCUGGGCGGUUAUGAGUUUAGUGAUGCAGGCCAUCUCGGCACACGAUGAGAAGCUUUCUCAAACCAUGUUCCUGCCCUUAGCCGAACGCAUGGUGGAGAAGAUGGUGAAAGAGGAGAAGAUAGAGGCAGAAGCUGAGGUCCAGCUGUACUUCAUGAUUCUGGAACGUUUGGGGAAGUAUGUGGAAGCGCUGGAGGUUGUGCAGGGACCGCUCGGAGAGAAGUUGACCAGUGAACUUCAGAGCCGUGAGAACAAAUGCAUGAUGCUGUACCGCCGUCUGGGUCGCUGGUCCGAGUGCAACGCGCUCUCCUGCAAACUGCUCCUGAAGACCCCUGAUGACUGGCAGUCCUACUUGAUGUAUUUUGAUUCCUUUUCCCACCUGAUGGAUGAGAGCUGGACGCCACCACAGGAAGGUCCUCAGUCUGCAGAGGGUGAAGUUCACUCCACCGUAGCCCAAGCCAUCAGCUUCAUAGAUGAGCGAGUGAACACGGAGGAGGCGAAGGAGUCGAAGCAUCAGAGAGGACCGUAUCUGGCGCGUCUGGAGCUCAUCAAACGUCUGCGAGAGCGGAACUGUCUUGAAGCACCGCAGCUAGGUGAACCUCUGGAGCUCAUGUUUCAGUUCUUCGUGAAGUUCGGAGAGAAGCCGUGCUGCAUCACAGACCUGAAGAUCUUUCUGGACCUUCUUGCACCUGACCAACGUGUGCAGUUCAUUAACAGGCUGAUGGAGGCCGUGCCGCUGGGCGCUCCUGGUGAGGACGGUGUAGCUCUGCCGGGGGACCCGCGUGCCCUCCAGAGACACCUGUGUGUGACCCAGCUCAGUCGAUGUUUGGGUUUACAACACACGGCCGACACGCAGAGUAAACUGAACAUCAUCAAGGAGCUGAAGGCUCAUUACCGUCACGGCUUACAGUUCGGGACGUCUUGUUUAAAAACGGAGCUCCAGUUCUUUGAUAUGUACUGCGUCAUGGCAGCACAUGUGUAUAUAGACCUGUGGAUGGAGACGGGAGAUCAGAACAUGCUCUGGCAGUGUCUAGGACUUUUAGAGGAAGGUCUCGCUCACAGCUCCACCAACGCUCAAUACAAACUGCUGCUGUUGCUUCUGUACUGUCAUCUGGGGGCUUUCGAGCCAGUGGUGGAUCUUUACUCCAGCCUGGACGCCAAACACAUCCAGCACGACACUAUUGGGUAUUUAUUGACCCGUUAUGCAGAGGCUUUGGGCCAGUUCGCUGCUGCCUCCCAGUCCUGUAACUUCUCCCUCAGGUUUUUCCACUCCAACCAGAAAGAUACCUCAGAAUACAUCAUUCAAGCAUAUAAGUAUGGUGCUUUCGAGAAAAUCCCCGAGUUCAUCGCCUUCAGGAACCGACUCAAUCACUCGCUGCACUUCGCUCAGGUGCGCACGGAGAGAAUGCUGCUGGACCUCUUCCUGGACGCAGACAUAACAUCUUCAUUAGAGGAGAGCGUUAGAUCAAUGUCUCUGUGUCCGGAGGAAGACGAUAUCCCGUGGGACAACUUAAGGGACAACCGUGACCUGACUGUUCACGUCAGCUGGAAUCCCAGUGACCGGGAUUUAAACGAGGAGCACCGGCAGCGUUCUGUUGAAGAGGAGACUCUGUGGCUAAAGUUACGUUCUCUCACUCUGCGUCUGAUCGGCUGCAUUUCUUCGCUGAAUCACCCGACAGCACCGCGUAACUCAGAGAAAACCACUGAGAACGGACUGUCAGCCAAACCGUCUUUUCUGAAGUCCCUGCUAUCCCAACUGGAGAACACGAUAAACCAGGCCUCCCAGUUCACAGAAAAACACGCACAGCAUCAGUACCCGUUCCUGGGUCCCGUUCCGUCUCGGUUGUCUCGGUUUGUGACCAGCGGCUGCUGUCAAUGUCAGCUGGCCUCUCUACAGCUGCCUCUGCACCUCCAGGAGCUGGAGACCAGUGGAUUGGAUGAUUCGACGGAGCUUCAAACGCAAAUAUCAAAUCUUUUCAAGUCUUUAGCAGUACAACUUCAAGACCUGUUAGAAAAGUGUAAAGGAGAUCUGUUUGAAGUCAAAGACGGUCACAGCAACACACAAGCCUCUUUACUGGAGAACUUAGUCUACUUUGUCGAAACCAUUUGUAUCACACUGUGGGUGUGCAAUUACUGCGGAAGUGUCCUCCGACCCCUAAAGUCAAGCUUACAGAAGAAGAAAAAGAAAAGAAAAGAGGCCAGCACUGCGACGCCGGUAGUUCUUACAGGCUUCCAGGAGUUCAACGGCGGUCUUAAGAGCCUCCUCACUCAGGCUCUGGAGCACAUUAAGAGUCAAGAGAGCGAUCUGACUGCGCUGAAGCUGGGAUCUCUCACUCUCGAGGGACAAACUCCAACUGAGGCGGAGGGGAGCUUUAUGAAGACGGCGAUGGAUAAGGUGCAGAGCAGCUACCUGCGUUCACUGCAGGAGAUGGGAGAACUCUUGAAGAAGAGAGCGGACUCUUUCAAAUCCCUCAAAAUCUGAGAGCUCCGUCGACCAAUCCGGUUCCUGACCUGCACGGCUCCACGCGGCUGCGAAUCCCCAAAGACCUGUCCCUCACUCUACAAACAUGAAGUCUGUGAAGUCGAGCCCUGUCGGGCUGGGUCUCUCUCUCUCUGUCGUCCUCCAUCUCCUCUUGUUAUUUAUCCGUCUCAUCACUCUCGUACAGAUAGAGGCACACUGUUAAAUCAACAAAGGCUUCUGCACAAACAUCGACGGUGCUCCGUGCGGCACUUUUAAGUGGAAAGAAACGUCAUAUUCCUAGAAACUACAUAGGCGAUUAAGCAAUUUUAGACAUACUGCUAUAAAUUAUUGUACAUAGUGUGAAGAUAUAUCAGCAAGGCCUCCUUGACGAAUUAAAGAGAACUGCUAUGUCCUCUGUCAAUGUCUUUUACCUUUUUGUCUAGCUAUUACCCACCAGUCAUGUGAAACCCCUUCUGGUAAACGUUAAGAAUCGACCCCCGAUUCGCCCAAAUGCAUCCUGUUCUGGUGCCACCGCGUAUGGUAGCCAACUCACUUCACGACUUCUAGAACGACACGCACUACAAUGUGUUGAGUAGCUGUUAACGGCGCACAAGUCAGCCGAGAGCAACGUUUCAGUCUGAGGGGAUUAGAAAUGUUGUGUAUAUUUUGGGUAUAAUACACAAUGGUGAUCAAGUGACCAACCUGUGUGUGGUUUCGUUCCAGGCACGAGAGUCCGUUGAGGAGAAAAGUCUGAUUUAUGUUUUGUUUCCUACUACGACAUGAGCUAAUGUCGGGUGCUUACAUUUCAAUUUCUGUAUAGUACAAAUGACUUGAGCCACAAGCAUUCAAAAUGUAGCUUCUCAUACGAUGUGUUUUUUACAGACCGAUGGAAUCAUCAUCUUUUGGAAACGAAUAAUUCACCAUAACGUGCUACAUUAGUCACCGUUGUCAAGGGAAGUCGAGUCGUAGUUAAAAGUUAAUGUGAUAAAAUUCGAUUAAAGCCAUUUAAAGGGAUGGUCCACGCAAAAUAAAUACUUUUUAGCAUUUAUUCACUCACGUCGUUUGAAACCUGUAUGACUUUUUCUGCAGACCACAAAAGAAGAUAUUUUGAAGCAUGUUGGUAACCACACAACAUUGACCCUCAUUGACUUCUACACCAAACCACAGAGACAUUUUUCAAAACAUCUUCUUUGUGUGCCACAUAUACAGGUUUUGAACCACACGAGAGUGAAUAAAUGACAGAAUUUUUAUGUUCGGGGAUAAUUUGACCCGUUCAUUCAAUCACGUUUGAAGUUCAUUUUUUUGCCUCAACAGAUGUUUUGUCAUUGGUCGGAUGAGUUGUUAAAUGGUCGAAUUGCACUGACACGCUUGAAUUUAAGUUGUUUUAUUAUUGAUGCAUACCAAAAAGUUCGCCUUGUGUUAGCGUCGCGAUGAUGCUUGAUAGAGAACUAAGCUAGGUUUUUAUAAGGCUAAUGUGUUGAUGUCUACCGAGAAGUGCAACUGUUUACAACGUUUUCGAACGCCAUUCUGAAUCAUGUUUAUAAAGUGAUAGUGUGUUAUAUGGUGUGCUGAAGUCUGCCAGCUCUCACUGCUUUAUAUCUGCUUUUGGGAGGAGAGGGGGCUCUGGAUUUAAUGCUUUUCUUUGUCAAACCUUUUGUUUUAAUUCAAGAAGGGGAUACAGUACAAGAUUGUGCAAUGAACAUUUCAGGACUGAAGGGCUCAUUUUAUGUCGCAGAUGUUACGAACUAUGAUGACUGCGAUGUCUUGACUGAGGAGAUCAUUCAGAGAUGUCCAAGUGGUUGGAAUUAUGUCAGCUGUUCAUUUCUUUUGUUAGGGAAAUCGGAAAAAAACACUGGAAUGUGAAAAGGGUUUUUUAAAUAAAAUGUAAAUGUUCCACA